AAGACGGGGCCGCAGUGUGCGGUCGCUGUUCGAGCGGCGUGGAUUGUGCGUUGGAAUAGUCUAUCAGCGUUCACGUAGCGAGGAGCAAUCUUCCUUUUUUUUUUCGCGAGAGCGGGCGAUUUGUCGUCGAGAUUGUAAGUGCGCGAACAAGCGACAGAAACUGGUUAGAUCCCAGCGUGAGGAAUCGACGAGGGGACCGACUUGUGUCCUUUUUACCUUCUCUCACCGAUUGACGAGCGCGAUCCGGAUGCCACUGUCAAGAUAGCCGUGCGAAAAUGCGCGUAUAAAUGACAGUCUCGCCGUGUCGCGGGUUGUUCUCGUCGUAGACGAGACGAGGGAAGAGGCAAACGGAAAAAAAACGAUCGUGGAAGAAGAGAGAUUGUCGCGAAGCAAGACGAGACGCAGAGCGAAAGUGGUGGAGGAGGUGGUGCCUGUGGCACGGGUGACCACGAGAGAUGGGCAAGAAGGGUUCUAAGCGGAAGACCCGAUGGAGAACCCUGAGCAUAGGUGAUAUUCUCGGUUCGACAGCUCCACCAGGAGAGGAAGAUGAAGAGGACGGUUUGCGAAAAGAUUACGUGAAGAAUUCAGACAAGGACGCGCACACUUUCGAUCGAAAUGGACAGCAAGGCAGCUAUAAAUCGUACCGAGGUGGUACGAGCACCAGCGGCGACAGCACGAGCAGCUACGCCAACAGCGGCUCGAGAUCGCAUCGGGAUGAUAGCGCGGGCUCGCCGUCGCGACCGAAAAUCAUCUUCAACGAGGACGAGUACACGAGGAUUACAACGCCACGGCAGGAUGUUCUCUUCAAGAAGGGCUAUCUCUCGCGAAAGAAGCCCUGGACCGGUAACGCGAGCACCAGCGCCACGCCGUCUACAACCGAGAGUCAAUCGGCGUCACAUUCCACCGCAGACGGUAGUGAAACUACGGAAGACCAGCAAUUACUGGAUAGGGAUAGUGGAAUGGGAGAAUAUCCUCCCAUGGUAGAACCGGGAACGCAGUUGGGAUACGGAGCGUUUUACGAUCAUACGAGCGGUUACUUUUACGAAUACCCUGUAAUGUUGGUCGGUCCUGCGCCGGUACCUCCUCCAGUCGGUCCGAGUGUCUUAGCGACUGUACCUUGUGACCCGGUUCCCUUGAGACCAAUCGAGUGGAUCAACCCUGCUUAUGUGCCUAAACUUGCCAACCAACCGUAUUGCGUAAUGGACUAUCAAACUAGUCAGAAUACCGAACCGGCCACGAUAGGAGAUGGGCAGAACGGCACGUUGGCGGCGGCGGCUACGGCGGAAGUUUCCAACAACAUGUGGAACGAAAGUGGCACCGGUAGCGCCAGCUGUAGCGGCAGCAUAGCGGGGGAAACCGAAGAGCAAACUGAAGAGGCGGACAGUGCUGCCAAGGAACAACCUACGAUAAAGGAGCAGUUUGCGGAGGAACAACAUCUGGAGGAGCAACAUCUCGAGAGACAACACUUAGAAAACGGACACAUGAUGCCGGUCGAUCCUUACUUGGAUCCGUUAAUGAUGCAGGAGCCAAUGCACAUACCACACGUGAUGCCCGCCGUACCGCAGCCGUACAUGUAUCCCGGUCACUACAUGUUCGGACCACCUUUGGUCAACGUAAAUGGUGUUACCAUUCAAGGCGGGCCAUUGGUGAGAACUAUGGACGUAACGGCUAUGACAAUGGCGUGCGGCAAACGAAGAAAGAAGAAAAAGAAAAAAAAGCAGAGAAGACUUAUUUCGGGUAAUACCGAGGAUGAAGAAGAGGGAGAAUACAGUUCCGAAUGUGAUAAUGACGUAUCGUCUUCCCGACUACCUUGGUCAGAGUGUUCGACUUCGACCGCGAUUACAACGACGGCCACGAAACGGCCACUCAAUCCUGAGUGCCAAGAGUUUCAGUUACGGCCGGCCUUGCAAUCUAAAAUCCUUUCUAGUCCCGAUUCGACAUCCGUCGUUCCUACCAUGAUUGAAGAAAUUACGUCGUCUGUCAACGACGUUACGGAUGUUUCAUCCUGUGUCAAUACGGAUCACAAGUCUGAGAAAAUAUGUGAUACAUCGAAUGUUCAGAGUCCAACGAACCAGACGGCAACAUGCAAUUUGAAGCACGUUACGGAAACGUCACUGGAAAACGUUCAGUCAGUAACAUUUAGACACAAGCCAAAAGACAAGAACACAGAAGUCAAUGGUCAAGCAAAUCAUCUAGUCGAAGAUUCAACUCUAACGAACCAGAUCGAGAAAAUGAGGAAUAACGCGAUCGAUCAUGAAACGCUCAAGACUGAUAUUACCGAAAAUAACGACAAUUCGAUCGGUAACAAUGUGAAGCGUAAGUUACUCGAGAGUAAUAGUAAUAACGUUAAUACAAUUUUGUUGGAUAACUGCGUCAAGUGUCCAGGAGAAGCUUUAACUAACAAAGAAACAAACAGCGUGGAACAUGUUACCGAUCUAACGGACAAAGCGUCGAAAUCGUUGUCGACAACUUCUCAAAAUAAUAGUUCCGAUAAUGAUAAUUCAACAGUGACAAAUGUCACCGAGAGCGAGAAGGAAGUUGAACGGUUACGAAACUGUAAUAAUUCGACCGUUGUACGAACAACUUCGCUUCAACAGCAACAACAGUCGAAAGAGUCGAAAAAGUACAACAAAAAAGGUUCGAAAUUCGUGAGAGAACCUACGCCCGGACCGGAUCUAAAUGACACUACUACGCACUUAGACAUAGAAAAUGGAAAGCUCGUGCAGCAGUUCGAAGCCGUCCAACUGUCGGAGAACACUGGCGCGAUUGCGGAUUAUAAGCGCGAUAUCGCAAAUGACAAACUGAAUGAGACAGAUCAGGAAGUGGCAAAUGAAGAUGUAUUUUACGUACGCAAUAAUGAAGGAAAAAUUCGAACAAGUCAGGACAAUACGACCGAAGGAUCGAAUGAAGAUUCUGGAUUUGAGAGCCAGACCCGAUUGUCAAAGUAUCCGAUUAUGUCCGCGGUAACGGAAUGGCUACGUCAAGCAAACUCGGACGAUCUUUUCAUAACAUCGGCAUCGACCUCGGAGAGCGAGACAGAUGAGGAUGGUGAAGAAAUAGAUGCAAAGCCGCCAAAAAACUUGCAAGGCAACCCCAUGCCUGCACUAUCUGCUAAUAGCGGCGUCGACAACUUUACGGUGUCACGCACGGCUAGCUGCGGCGAAUUCGCAAAGGCCAACAAUAAUUCAACCACGGUCAAUCAGACGGAAGUUGACUCGAUAUCAUCAAGAUCGAUCGGCAGAAGAAAACGGGAUACGAAAGGCGCGAAGAGAAAAACGAAAAGAAUCGACAAGCGGAACAAGAAUGUUGAUGAGAAGACGCAGAGCCAGUUGGUUUCCUCAUUAGUUUCGUCUAAUCGAUUGGAAAAUUUAGUCACUGCCGUGAGAUUGAAAGACACGUUGAAGAACAAUGUUGGUAACGUUUGCGAAUUUACUCAGGAGGAUAGCGUUGCGGGUAUGAGGGUUGCUUUAAGUUCUCGGAUAAAUUCAAAGAAAGCCAAUGCAAAACGAAUGAAGACGUUAAGAAAAAUCAAUGGGAAUACUAUUGAAAAUAUUGAUAUCAAGAUGCGACGUAUAGACGAUUCGAGUGGAAAGGAAAUGAACGAAGAUUGUACAGUGAGCGUACGAACGUUUGAAAAAGGAGAGAUUAUCGUUUCAGAAGACGGCAGAUUAUUACCAACGUCCUCGUACGAGCCAAUUUCGUCUAACGAUCAAGAUAAUUUAAAUGCAGCAAAGACCGCUACUGACAUCGAUAUAAUUAACGAGAACGUUGAUGUGCGCAAAGAAUCUGGGAACAACAACGAGAAAGACGAAAACAACAGUAUAAUGAUAGCAUCUUCGGUCAGUAUAGAGGAACCUGACGUGUUGGAGUGUUGGGAAGCGGAAACUAUAGAACCUGUGAUAACUCCAAGAAGAAUAUUGCAGAGUCCGGGAAUUCUGUGCGAGGGAGAGGCCGCGGAAGAGGACAACUUCGAAAUCGAGAAAGCUACCAUAGAACACGUACAGAAGUACUACAGAUUGGCACGGGACACCAUCAGCGUGGAAGAAGAAUUGGGCGACGUUAGCACGUCGGUAAUUUCAUCGAGAUCGAGAACAGUGCCAAAUAAUUCGGAGAAACUAGUCGAGCAUUUCUGUAGCGAGGAGAUCCCGAUAAUUAUACCGGACAAAUUUCAGGACAAAGUGUCCGAAAACGAGAAGAUACCAAUCGACGAGGCGUUCGAAGUGUACGAGAGCUGUUACAACGGAAAAUCGCCAUUUUUCCCAUUCAAUCCGAACCCGAUCAAGCAACAGCCCCUAUACGGUCAGAACGGUGAAACUCCGAUACCGUGCAGAGCAGUGUGUUGUAACAUACAAUAAUAUCAAAACAAAUCUCAGACGUAUCCUAUCCAGGAAAAAAACUCGUCUCGAAAAAGUAAUGAAAUACCUAAAUAUUAUUAUAACGAAUAUUAUAAUAAUGUAUUACAUUACAUAUAUUUUAAUUGCGUCAAGGCUGUCCUUUCCGGAAGCUCGGGACGCACUUUUCCGAGUAUAACACGCACGUAUUUGUUACGUGUACGCACAUUCUCACAGUAUAUAAAAUUGUCUCACCUUUUUUAUUGGGCGAGAAUUUCAAAUGAAUCGAUAUGAAUUUCGAUUUCUUUCGAAAGUUUAGUGACACGCUCAAGUGAGGACUAAAUAAUGUUACUUUGAAAGCAAUUUAUGGAUCAAACCAGUUUUUGUAAAUAGUUUUAAGAGAAUUGUUUUUUUUUUGCUUGUGUGAUCGUAUUUCGUGAAGAUUUUCAAAAUUCUCCGUGCGGGAGCAUGUGCAUUGUAAUAAUCCAUAAUAGCGCAUUUUAUCAUUGUCAUAGAACAUUGCCACAGAACGUCAUUGUUCAUAAUCGAAGACAGAACGUUUAACUUUUAUCUGGACCGAGCUUAUCAAGAGGCAAUACGUUGAUUUUUUUUCUAAGCGUAGAAGAAUGUGUAAUUCAUUUUGAAAAUGGAACGAAGAAAAAAAGAUUACAUCAAGAGGUAUUUGUUGAGACAUAAGAGAAGGUUGUUAUUUUUAUUAUUCACGCUACGAUAAUGUAACACUUGGCCGAAGUGCUAAAGUAUUAUUUUUACAAUCUAUAUAAAAGACACGAAUAUUAAAGUAUUAAGAGUUAUUGUUGCACAUAUUCACAUGUUGAGAUGGCCUUUGCUUAGGGAAGUUUUAACUGUUCACAAGUGUCAACUUACAUUAUAUAUCCGCGAGUAUGGUACCCUGCAUACAUAUUCAUCCGAAAGAUUUUUCUCUUUUUUUGUUCUAGCUGUGAAAGGGAGAAAUGUAAGUGCCGAAGAAGACCGAAUAAAGUUCAAUAAUGAAUGCUUUUAACUAGCGAUAUAUAUAUAAAUAUUAUGAUAUAACCGUGCAGGAUGUAAUAUCACGUUCUUGUAGGAAGUAUUAGUUGAAAUCGGACAGCGGUAAAAAAAAAAAAAAAAAAAACAAUAACAGUGAGCUGUAGACGUACCUUAGCCUGUUACUGAGAAG
This is a messenger RNA of Pseudomyrmex gracilis, 5508 nucleotides long. RefSeq lists its product as uncharacterized. The transcript is spliced from 6 exons. The record is from RefSeq and is a predicted model, not a curated record. The coding region runs from base 456 to 4355 and encodes 1299 amino acids. NCBI's taxonomy places the organism in Eukaryota, Metazoa, Arthropoda, Insecta, Hymenoptera, Formicidae.